UCUAAAUCCAACAUAACUGUAUCAGCCAAAAAUGAACUCUUCGCGCUCUUCUAUGGCGUCGCCGUCGAUUCCUUUUAAAUCAAAGAAACCACUCCAAUCAACCCCAAAAUCCAAAUCCGCCGCCGCUGCAAACCCAAUUACCACCCAAACACCGGACAAGCCUCCGGUGGGUCUCUCUUCCCGCCUCAGGAACAGCCGGGUAGCUCUAACGGUAAAAGAGGUGCGUAGAGUUGCUCAAGGUACUCGAGAUCCACCCCUCAGUAAUCAGACUGACCAGAUCGUCAAAUCCGCCCGACGACAGAUCUCGUCUUGGCCCGAGGAAUCAUCAACCUGCAAGUCGCACAGGCAACGCAAUGCUACCGUUGAUGAAGGCUCCGCUAAGAUUCCGGCGGAGUAUGAGAUGUUGGGUGAGUUUUUCGAUAGCUUGGACAGUACAAUUCGAUUGUUGCGAUUAAAGGGUUCAACGUCUACUUUCACUAAUAUUAGCCCCAAAAUCGAGUGUUUAACGGACAGGAGAUUUUCUCAUCGACAUUUGGCUCAACUGAAGUAUAUAUUACCCGAAGCGAUUGAAAUAAAGAGGGUACUCAUGUUUGAUGAGCGAACUAGUUGUAUGAAGCCAGAUCUUCAUGUAACUGUAGACGUUGAUGCAAUUGAAUCUGAUGAGAAUUUGAAAUCAGAAAGUAAUAAGAAUCUUCAUCUGAGGAAGGUCUUUCGUGCUCGUCUUGCAGAUUUUUAUAAAGCUCACCCUGAGGGUGAUGAAAUUCCUGAAGCUAUGCUGCCCGAGCCAUUUAAUCGAUCAAAGCAACCUGCAGUGGAGAGUAAUACACUUGAGACUAAUGUAAAUGUAGGCCAUGGAUCCAACUCCUCAUCCCCAGUAGAGACCGGGACACUUGAGAAACAUCAACCAGCCGCAGUGGCAUCUCAUUUGUCGCAAUCUUUCAAGAAGCGCUUCUCCCAGAAAGUUGCAAAAAGUGAAUCAGAAAAUGCUUGUAUUUAUUCUCCAAUGACUUGCUCGCGGCAAUCAAUUUCCCCAGUUCUGGAGGAAACUAGCUUGUCUGAGCCAUCCCUAAUUACUGUGUCAUCUGAAUUAACUGAUGGUAACAAAGAUUCAACAUUUUGUAAUUCUUCAAUUGGUGAGCCUAUGGCCUGCCUCCUUGCAACUCCUUGCAAGGACAUGGACUCCAUAAAUUGUCGUGAUAGUUCUGCUGAAGAAAUAGCUAGCUUUCAGUCAACUCCUGCUAAACUUGCUUCAACCCCGGCUGCAUUGAAAUCUGCAACGCCUGCAUUGCGACCUCCAAAAAGGUGUUAUAUGAGCCCAGAUGAGGAUUCUUCUAGCUUAGCGGACAAGUUAGUUAGGCGACCGCCACGAGCUAGGUCCUUGAAUUUUGAAACUCCUGUGAAGAAUGUUAAGAAUGAACUCAAUGGAAUGGAGAAUGUAUCAGCUGAUAAUCAUGAUGAUGAUGAUGAUGAUGAUGAUAUUUUGAAUAUCCUUCCUGAGAGUCUUCUGCAAUCGAUAAGAGAAAAGGAAAGAAAAGUCCAAGAAGAGCGUGAUCCAGCCAUCUCACUAGCAAAGAGGAGGCGACAGAUGGUUGCCUGCUUGCCUAAGCUAUUCAACGUGAUUCAUUUCUUGUUUCAGUCAAUAAAUCGAUCAGUUAUCACAAAAGAGGAGCUUAUUCACAAGAUAAUUGCUGGUCAUUCUGACAUUGUUGAUAGAAGAGAAGUUGAAGAGCAGCUCAAGUUGCUGCUUGAACUUGUUCCAGAAUGGAUCUCUGAGAAAUCAGCGUCUAGUGGGGACUUGCUCUUCUGUAUCAACAAGAUGUCAAGCGCUGAAAACAUACGCUCACGACUUGAAGAAGCAAAGUGACAGGAGAUCUUGAAAUUACUGUUGAAGCAAAGUUUAUUUUGUCCCCUUUUGUUGGGCUAAUCAUGAAUGUUCUAAUUUAACUUGUAUUUAGCCAAUGUUCAUAGCAAAGUUUAGGAAUCGAGAUGUCAGUAAAUGUUUACUAAUCUAACAGAAUUGCUAGAUGGUGAAAAGGCCAAUCCUUUUUGUAAUUGCAAAAUUUCUCACAUAAUUAUAUGCAAGCAUAUUAUGUAUGAUCCUUUAUUUUGCAAAAUAAGUGUUGGAGGGAUGAAAAUUGAUAA
This is a messenger RNA of Jatropha curcas, 2142 nucleotides long. It is a transcript of the gene CDT1A, whose product is annotated as CDT1-like protein A. Gene Ontology annotation, molecular function: DNA polymerase binding; DNA binding. Gene Ontology annotation, biological process: DNA replication preinitiation complex assembly; DNA replication checkpoint signaling; mitotic cell cycle. The record is from RefSeq and is a predicted model, not a curated record. Lineage: Eukaryota; Viridiplantae; Streptophyta; Magnoliopsida; Malpighiales; Euphorbiaceae. Gene Ontology annotation, cellular component: nucleus.